GGCUACCAAUCUGGCUAAUCUUGAUGAAUUUGGAACAGGCGGUAACUUGGACAACCCUCAGCGGUGGUGCGGGGACCUUUAAUAGUGACCAAUAUGGCGACUCCCAGUGGAAGGUCGGUGUUGUUCGUGUGCUUGGGGAAUAUCUGCAGAUCCCCGAUCGCUGAGGCUGUUUUCCGGAAAAUGGCCACAGACAAUGGGGUGGUGGGCAAGUGGAGAAUAGACAGUGCCGCCACGUCCACCUAUGAGAUCGGAAACCCCCCGGAUCACCGCGGUCAGGCCUGCAUGAAGCGACACGCCGUGUCUAUGAGGCACGUGGCGCGGCAGGUCACCAAAGAAGACUUCAUGACUUUUGAUCACAUCCUCUGCAUGGACGAAAGCAACUUGAGAGAUCUGAACAAGAAGGCAAGCAGCGUGAAAAACAGCAAAGCCAAGAUUGAGCUGCUCGGGUCCUUCGAUCCUGAAAAACAGCUUAUUAUCAAAGACCCGUACUAUGGGAGUGAUAAAGACUUUGAGACGGUGUAUGAACAGUGUGUGAGAUGCUGCAAAGCCUUCCUGGAGCAGCACUCAUAACACACACACACACUGUGACCAUCUCCUGAAACCCACGAUGCCUCAUCAUGAGAUGCUCGAACGUAAAUAAUAAUCGAUUGAAAUAUUGAUCAAGUGUCUUCAUAAGCAAAACACAAACCAAACGAUAGCAGUGUAUAGAGAAGCACUUUGUCUUUAAUUGUAAAAUAAGUUGUAAUGUCAUGCGAAGCUUGUUUGAGCAGCUGUAAACUGCUUUUGUUGACCAUACCUUCUGAAGAGAGUAAAUUCACCUAAAUAAACCGGCUGGAAAUGCUGAAGUUAUGUUCGCCUGAAAUUCUAUUUCCUCCUCACAC
Molecule: messenger RNA, 881 nt
Organism: Sinocyclocheilus rhinocerous
Lineage: Eukaryota; Metazoa; Chordata; Actinopteri; Cypriniformes; Cyprinidae
Product: low molecular weight phosphotyrosine protein phosphatase-like
Exons: 6
Coding region: 94-570 (158 amino acids)
Biological process (GO): protein dephosphorylation
Cellular component (GO): cytoplasm
Molecular function (GO): non-membrane spanning protein tyrosine phosphatase activity; acid phosphatase activity
Source: RefSeq, a predicted model, not a curated record